This is a messenger RNA of Coccinella septempunctata (seven-spotted ladybird), 4005 nucleotides long. It is a transcript of the gene mys, whose product is annotated as integrin beta-PS. Gene Ontology annotation, molecular function: integrin binding. Gene Ontology annotation, cellular component: cell surface; integrin complex; focal adhesion. The coding region runs from base 238 to 2748 and encodes 836 amino acids. NCBI's taxonomy places the organism in Eukaryota, Metazoa, Arthropoda, Insecta, Coleoptera, Coccinellidae. The transcript has 13 exons. The record is from RefSeq and is a predicted model, not a curated record. Gene Ontology annotation, biological process: cell adhesion mediated by integrin; cell migration; integrin-mediated signaling pathway.
UUGUUCGGAACUUCCGCGACUGGUGAUUAAUCCAACCGCUACUUGUCAUCCGUCAGUAGAGUUCAUCUGAAAAAUCCAGAAUCUCCUUUUUAGGGAUCAAGUACUGCAAGUGCAAGAAGGCACUAAACUGACCUGAACUCUAAGCGACUCGAUUAUGGUGAUAUAAUAGUGCCUUUAUCUAAAAUUCCUACAAUUUUGCUAUUCGGACUUGGGGACAACCUAUCCCACAUUUCUAUUAUGGAGAUGAAUAACCUCAGUUUGUUACUGAUAAGCUGUUGGAUAGUAAGCUGUGUUAUAGCACAAAUACCAGAACAGUUGUCUGCACAAAACCCAUGCAUUUCCAAACCGAAUUGUCAUGAAUGUAUUCAAACACCUUCAUGUGCUUGGUGCUUCGAUCCCAAUAGAGAAAGUGAUAGGGCGCGAUGCUUCCAACCUGCCUAUGAUAUCAACCCAAACCAAGAACAAUGCCCAGAAGAGUUCACUUUUAACCCAAAUAGUAUCAUGAGCCUGGUAUCGAAUAUGGCUUUGACAAAAGCUCAUGGAAAGGCAGCUGUAGCUGGGGGCACAAUGGAAUCUGGAUAUUCUUAUUCAAACUCAUCGUCAUCAUCAUAUUCUUCUUCUGCAAGUGCGGGGGAGGAAAGUAAUUGGUCUGAAAGUGCUUCUAAUCAAAUUGUUCAAAUAGCUCCACAAAGGAUAAGUUUGAAGUUACGAGCAAGACAAUCUUAUAGUAUAUACAUGAAUUACACCCAGGCUGAAGACUAUCCUGUCGAUCUCUACUAUCUUAUGGAUCUCAGUAAAUCUAUGGCGGACGAUAAGGAAAAACUGUCGCUUUUAGGAGAUCAGUUAGCUUGGACUAUGAGGAAUAUAACGUCUAAGUUUGCGCUAGGUUUUGGUAGCUUUGUAGAUAAAGUGAGGAUGCCAUAUGUCAGUACAGUUCCUGAAAAUUUGUUACAUCCUUGUCCUGAUUGCGCUGCUCCUUAUGGUUUUCGGCAUAUGAUGCGUCUUUCCAAGGAUACCUGCCGAUUUUCAAUGAUGGUGAAACAAGCAGAGGUGUCAGGUAAUCUAGACGCGCCCGAAGGUGGUUUCGACGCCAUCAUGCAAGCCAUAGCUUGUAGGGAACAGAUUGGAUGGAGACAGAAGGCUAGGCGACUUUUGGUGGUUUCAACCGAUGCCGGUUUUCACUAUGCAGGAGACGGAAAGCUGGGCGGCAUAGUUAAACCCAACGACGGGAAGUGCCAUCUGGACACAAGAGGCUAUUACACCCAUUCGGACCUCCAGGACUACCCUAGCGUAUCUCAGAUAAACGCCAAGGUGAAAAAGAACGCCAUCAACAUCAUCUUCGCUGUGACGGCCGAUAAGACGGCCGUUUACGAACAGCUGAAGUCGCACAUCGAAGGAGCAUCCGCGGCCACCUUGUCCAGCGAUUCUUCCAACAUCGUCGAGCUGAUCAAGAACCAAUAUCAGCAGAUCUCCUCCUCCGUGGAAAUGAGACAUAACGCGUCGUCGGCCUUGAACAUCAAGUUUUUCACCAGGUGUUUGAAUCAGGAUGGCGCCAUGAUCAACACGAACAAGUGCGGUAAUAUAAGGGUCGGAGACAUAGUGAAUUUCAUGAUCCAAAUAGAGGUCGUGAAGUGUCCUAAGAAUCCCAAAGACUGGAAAGAAACCAUCGAGUUCUACCCGGUUGGUAUCAACGAGACCCUGGUUGUGGACUUGGAGAUGUUAUGUUCCUGUCCUUGCGAACAACCCGACAGUCCGAACUACCAGGUCAACUCGCCCCAGUGCCACAACCACGGCACCUACCAGUGCGGCAUAUGCGACUGCAACUUCGGCUCCUUCGGUCGCUUCUGCGAGUGCACCACGGAGAAGAUCAGCCAGAACACGACCAGGGGAUGCAUCCAGCCAGGCAGUCCCAGCGGCCUGGAAUGCAGCGGCAGGGGUAGCUGCAUCUGCGGUAGGUGCGAGUGCGAAGCUAGGGGCUACAACGAGAGGAUCUACGGGCCGUAUUGCGAGUGCGACGACUUCAGUUGCGAGCGACACAACGGCCAGCUGUGCAGCGGUCACGGAGUCUGCGACUGCGGACAUUGCAUCUGUACGAAUGGGUGGUCCGGCAACAACUGCGCCUGUAGCGAGGCCAAAGAGGAGUGUGUGAAUCCUGAAAACAAUGAGGUUUGCUCUGGCCACGGCGUUUGCGAAUGCGGCAUGUGCAAAUGCCAAGUAACCACUGAAGGGAGAUACUCUGGCAGAUACUGCGAGAAGUGUCCGACUUGCUCGGAUAGAUGCGAGGAAUUUAAGGAUUGCGUCCAGUGUCAAAUGUACGAAACGGGUUCCUACAGUAAGGAAGAAUGUCUGGAGAAGUGCAAAUUAUUCACACCUAUACCUGUUGACAAAGUAGUCGUUGACGAAAAGAAAAACGAAAUUUCCUGCGCCUUCUACGAUGAGGAUAAUUGCCGUUACGCCUUUGUGUAUUACUUCGAAGCCGGACAUUUUGUGGUGAGGGCUCAGGAACACAGAGAUUGUCCACCAAAGGUGUUCUUGCUGGGAAUCAUUCUGGGAGUCGUUGCUGCAGUUGUACUGAUGGGCUUGGCCAUAGUCUUGCUUUGGAAACUGUACACCACCUUGCAUGACAGAAGGGAGUUCGCUAAGUUCGAGAAAGAGCGUAUGAUGGCUAAAUGGGAUACUGGUGAAAAUCCGAUUUACAAACAGGCCACCUCGACCUUCAAGAAUCCCACUUACGCAGGGAAGAGUUAGAUCUGAUGGAGUUUAGAGGUUUGUCGAACACUUUAACUGCCAUUUGUUGUUUUUCAACAGUCUUCGGAUGCCAUAUUUGUUCGCAAUUACGAAUAUUAACGUUGAAUAUAACGUUAGUACGUUAUGAAUGGUCUAUUUUCCAAGAAUAUUCCUGAAACGGCUUUUCAUGUAUAGUCUUGAUAGUGCCUUAGAUUUGUACUUCGUACUUAAAGUGUAAUAUUUGUCUAAUAUGUACUCUCGAAUUUUUAACUUUUUACUGUAGAUUAACGCAGCUAAUAUUUUUUGGAAUGUUUUUCGUCCAGGUGCUUCUUGUAGUUUACCGCGUUUUUGUGGAGAGACAAUUUUUUCGAUUCCCAAAAUCUUUAGUGUUCGUGUUUUUUCUUUCAAUUAAUCGCAAAAGUGAAAAGUUGUUUGAUGCUGUUCCCAUGUAGCGUGAGUUGGAAAUAUGGGGCUUUUCCUGUAUAAUUUAGGUUAAAAAAAAUAGAGCAUUUGUCACUAUUGAUUUUGGCGUAUCAUGAACAACAGUGCUUGUUUGAAAACACAAUACUUACCAUAUCCAGAAGUAUCGAAGAUUUUGAAGUCGAAACUCAUAAAUAUCUCAAUUUUCUGUUGAAUACUAUAUGUCGUCAAAAAUGAAAUAAAUUGCUUAUUCAUUUCUUAAAAUACAAACCGUGCCAAACACUCAACACAAUAACGUUUCUGUUGUGCUUUUUGAAUGAUUAUCGCUUAUUAUUUUUUAAAUGGCUGAAUCAUUCGAAUGUAAGUAUCCUAAAGAACCUUCGGUACUUUUAAAAGUAUUUUUGUUUUCACAUAGACGCUGUGUUUAGACACAAAGGCGUAGUAAGUACAAAUUGUUAAUUCAGCUGUGCAUAGAAUAAAUGGGAAUCUCUUCGCCUUAUACGGAAAAUAUAAGAAAGGUAAUUUUUUUAUUCCGAUCUUAUAUAUUUCAAGUUUUUUUAAGUGAAUAACAAAUAUUCAUAUUUAUAUAGACAUAAGACUGAAAUUCAAUAUUGGAAUAUGUUGUCUGCCACAAAUUGAAUUUGCCAAAGACUAAUGAAUGAAGUCCUGAGUUUUAUCUUUGAUUCCUCAUAAACCCUGUGCGUAAAUGUACUCCGGUUGAUAUAAAUCCGUAUUAUGAGAAAUUGUUAGCAUAUAUUUGGGAAUACUUGUUGUUUAUAGCAUUUUUUUAGAUUUGUAAUUAUUAAAAGUUUACUAAUUGGCCUUGAAAGAUUUAAAUAUAUUUAUUAUAGAAUUAAA